CCAACUGAGGAUUCGGGGUACAUAAGCAGCCAGCAGCUCCUGGGGAGCAGAAGACAAGUCCUGUCGUGACAGAUCCUGAAGCCUUAGAGUUGAGUGUUAACUGUCCUCUCUCAUAUGAAUGUGAAUCAGGGUGACCAGCAUGAUUUGGAAAGGCAUCCUGGUGGAGAGGCCAGCCCGGUGCCAGUAAUCCCUGGAGAGGAGCCUGGAGACCAGCCAGAGAUAGUCGAGUACCAGGAAGAAUUCAACUUCCCUGAUGGUCGCAGGACCUUUCCAAGGUGGGGAAGGCGUGGGUGUAUCUUAUUCACGACCAUUGGGCUGAUGGCUGGGAUAGGCGUUGGGAUCUGGCUUCUAGUCCUGCUUUUCAGGACAAAUGCCUUGUUGAAGACCCUGCAGCAAAAGAAUGUCAUGAGUUGUACAGAGAGUCCCCUCACCCCAACAGUCUCUAAGUCAGUAUCUUUCAGAAUAAACUCCAGAAACUUCUUACCGGAAGUGCAGGUAAGGGCAUGGCCAGGCUGGCUUCUGGUAUGCCAUGAGGGCUGGAGUCCUGCCUUAGGGACCUGGAUUUGUGGAUACCUCGGACAUCUCAGACUCAGUCACCACAAAGGAGUGAACCUGACUGAUAUCAAGGUCAACAGUUCUCAGGAGUUUCUCCAGUUUCUUCCUGGAUCAGGGGGUCGCUUGGAGGACAUGUGGCAGCACAGGAACAGUUGUGCCUUAGGCCGGGUUGUCUUCCUCAAAUGCUCAGAGUGUGGGGUCCAGCACCUGACUUCCUGGAUUAUCGGUGGGACCUCCGCUGUCCUUGAGCGAUGGCCCUGGCAGGUCAGCAUAUUCAAGGGCCCCCAGUACUCAUGUGGAGGCUCUCUGCUGACUCCAAGUUGGGUGGUGACUGCAGCCCACUGUGUCUACAGUCUGUUCCACGUAUCCAUUUUGAGGAUCUUUGUGGGCAUUGUCAACCGUGACGACAUCAUGCCACACACAGGGGCCGUGGUGGACAAGAUCAUCCUGCAUCCCCUCUUUAGAAUCCACAAGCGGAGACACGACUAUGACAUUGCUCUGCUGAAGCUCCAGACGCCACUGAACUUCUCCAGGCUCGAAAUGCUGGGUAUCAGGCUGGGGCUCCACAACCUCUAUCUAGGGUAUGGCUCAGACACCCUCCAGAACGCCUUGGUGCCCCUGAUCAGCCCCCAGCUCUGCAAUAGCUCUUGCAUGUACAAAGGCAAGAUCACCCCCCAGAUGCUCUGUGCUGGCUACCUGGAUGGGCACACUGAUGCAUGUCAGGGAGACAGUGGAGGUUCUCUGGUGUGUCUGGACCGAGGGAUAUGGCGCUUGGUGGGUGUGGUGAGCUGGGGCUGGAAUUGUGCAAAACCCCACAGACCAGGUGUCUAUACCAAGGUGGCUGUGUUCUUGGACUGGAUUCACCAUCAAAUUGGGGGUGUGGGGCUCUCCACAGGUAAAGGAACAACAGCAGUGGAUGAAGAAGGUGGCUGUCUUUUGGCACCCCUGGCUUGACAGUGACUGUUAAGUUAGAUGAAGCCCACAGUGGACAAGGCAACCCACAGUUGUACCUUCUGAAUGAAAGAAACAUCCCUAAUGGAACUUCUCCAAUCCUGGAUUCAGGGUUUCUAGAAGAGUACUU
Messenger RNA from Vombatus ursinus (common wombat), 1636 nucleotides. RefSeq names its product transmembrane serine protease 5 (gene TMPRSS5). NCBI's taxonomy places the organism in Eukaryota, Metazoa, Chordata, Mammalia, Diprotodontia, Vombatidae. Gene Ontology annotation, biological process: proteolysis. Gene Ontology annotation, cellular component: membrane. The record is from RefSeq and is a predicted model, not a curated record. Gene Ontology annotation, molecular function: serine-type endopeptidase activity. The transcript has 13 exons. Bases 115 to 1509 code for a protein of 464 amino acids.